AUGUCCUCUCCUUACGAGCAAGCUCCAAACUCACCCUCAUUUUACAAUACACAAACUUCGACUAAUCCAGUUAUACGAGUGCAAAGUCCAGUCAACGAUUCGUUCCAGUCCGACGAAAAGUAUCGCGAUUCCCAGCCAUCGGUCCCCUCGUUGACCGACAAUCGGCCCAUGCCCGAACGCAAGUACUCUGCUGUGUGGUUCAAAAAGACGUGGGAUGCAGCUGUUAGAGUUGGGACUCUUCCGCGGCUUAUCUAUGGUGGUGUGGUCAUCGUCCUUAUCAUCAUCUGGAUAGGCGUCAUGCUUGCAUUCACCUCUUCCCAGAUAAGCUACGAGAAGCAGAAUGCUGGCGAAACUCCGACCCGCAGAAGGCAGGACAAUAAUACGAAGAGCGGAGCAUUGGGAUUGAAGGGAUCCUUUGUAAAGUUUGACCCAACUUCACGAGCACUCACUGUGACUUGGAGCGGUCUUUACAAGAUGUCUCCUGAAUCAAGCUGGACCCAACUCGGCAACCGCGAUGAUCAGAAUAGUACAAUUUGGCCAAUUCACAUUUACCGAGAUGUCAGCUCGUCGAAAACGGCGUAUGUUUACAACGCCACCGGACCGGACGGAAACACCACCACCGAGACCACUGGAUGGAUGUACAGUGUCGACAAUACUACUGCUAAGCCGAUCGCAGGGCUCGGAUAUCAUCCCUGGGACUCGUUUGACACGGACAUUUCAUUCUCUCAGCUCAAAGUGCAAGACGUUUGGGCCGCCCCGCUCAUGGGCUAUCCAUUUGACAAAUGGGCAGGCAGCAUUGUCUUUGUCGCCAACGAUCCACUCUGGGCUAGCAUAGAUAAUGUUACGGGGGGUGAUGUACUGGAACUGGCCACUGUCCAGAUGACGGAUAGUACUUUAAAUUGGAGGUUCACCUACGAGUUCAACAAUACCUGUGCUUCGGACCACAUCCAAGACUAUCACGAUGAAAGCACGUUCAAUGAAGGUUGUCAUUUGAAAAUCGACUUUAUUGGUUCCCGCCCACCGGUCGUUGUAUUCGCGGCUGUUUCGGCCGUAAUAGUGAACUGGACAUCUGCUCUCUUCAUCUUCAUUCUGACAUGCGAAGCAAUCGUCCUCCGGCGUAAAUACAUGUUGGACGGCACGGAUAUCUUGUCCGUUUGCUUCACUGCGCUCUUCGCUCUGCCUACUAUUCGAUCUUUGCUGCCAGGAGCGCCCGAAUACGGCAUGAUUCUCGACUUGGUCGGCGUCCUGCCGUGUACGAUUCUCGUCGCGCUUUGCACUGUCGCGGUUGCUGUCGCCAAACUGAACAAGCGACGCAAAGAAGAAAAGCUCGAGUAA
Molecule: messenger RNA, 1335 nt
Organism: Serendipita indica DSM 11827
Lineage: Eukaryota; Fungi; Basidiomycota; Agaricomycetes; Sebacinales; Serendipitaceae
Source: the annotation of a GenBank genome assembly